AGCCAGGCCGGCGGGGCAGGGACACGGAGGCCCAGGACCCCGGGCUGAUCGGUAACUACAAAGAAAGAAGAGGCUGUGCCUUCCUCACCUACUGUGCCAGGGACUCUGCGAUCAAGGCCCAGACCGCGCUGCAUGAGCAGAAGACCUUGCCUGGGAUGGCGCGGCCGAUCCAGGUGAAGCCUGCGGACAGUGAAAGCCGCGGAGGGGACCGGAAGCUGUUUGUGGGCAUGCUGAACAAGCAGCAGUCGGAAGAGGACGUGCUGCGGCUCUUCCAGCCCUUCGGGGUCAUCGACGAGUGCACGGUGCUCCGGGGCCCCGAUGGCAGCAGCAAAGGCUGUGCCUUUGUCAAGUUCUCCUCCCACACGGAGGCGCAGGCAGCCAUCCACGCCCUGCACGGCAGUCAGACCAUGCCGGGCGCCUCCUCAAGCCUGGUGGUCAAGUUUGCAGACACGGACAAGGAGCGAACGCUGAGGCGCAUGCAGCAGAUGGUGGGCCAGUUGGGCAUCUUGACACCCUCCCUCACCCUGCCCUUCAGCCCCUACAGUGCCUACGCCCAGGCUCUUAUGCAGCAGCAGACCACGGUCCUGUCCACCUCGGGUAGCUAUCUGAGCCCAGGCGUGGCCUUCUCCCCCUGCCAUGUCCAGCAAAUUGGCGCCGUCAGCCUCAACGGGCUGCCUGCCACGCCCAUUGCCCCCGCCUCGGGCCUGCACUCACCCCCGCUACUAGGCACUGCUGCCGUGCCUGGCCUUGUGGCACCCAUCACCAACGGCUUCGCAGGGAUCGUGCCCUUUCCUGGAGGGCACCCGGCCCUGGAGACAGUGUAUGCCAAUGGCCUCGUGCCCUACCCAGCUCAGAGCCCCACGGUGGCUGAGACACUCCACCCUGCCUUCUCUGGAGUCCAGCAGUACACAGCCAUGUACCCCACCGCGGCCAUCACGCCCAUCGCCCACAGCGUGCCCCAGCCGCCGCCCCUCCUGCAGCAGCAGCAGCAGCGAGAAGGUCCCGAGGGCUGUAACCUGUUUAUCUACCACCUCCCCCAGGAGUUUGGAGACACGGAGCUGACCCAGAUGUUCCUGCCCUUCGGCAGUGUCAUCUCCUCCAAGGUGUUUAUGGAUCGGGCCACCAACCAGAGCAAGUGUUUCGGCUUCGUGAGCUUUGACAACCCGGCCAGCGCGCAGACCGCCAUCCAGGCCAUGAACGGCUUCCAGAUCGGCAUGAAGAGGCUCAAAGUGCAGCUGAAGCGGCCCAAAGACCCGGGACACCCCUACUGACCCUGCUCACGGCCGUGCGGAGGGAGGCUGCGGGCCUGGCCCAGGUGAGCCGCCAGGCGGCCCCGCCCGCCCCGCCCCGCCCCCGUUCUCCACACCCUCCCUCUGCGCCCACCCUCCGCGCGCAGAGGCAGCUGCGUGGAAGACUCCUGGGACAUCCCCCCCACCCCGGCCAAAGGUUGGGUUGGUGGCCACAGAGCUGGACAAAGACACCCCAAAGCUGCAGUGGUCAGGGCAGGGAGAGGGGGGAGUGG
Molecule: messenger RNA, 1522 nt
Organism: Echinops telfairi (small Madagascar hedgehog)
Lineage: Eukaryota; Metazoa; Chordata; Mammalia; Afrosoricida; Tenrecidae
Gene: CELF5
Product: CUGBP Elav-like family member 5
Exons: 12
Coding region: 156-1271 (371 amino acids)
Biological process (GO): mRNA splice site recognition; regulation of alternative mRNA splicing, via spliceosome
Cellular component (GO): ribonucleoprotein complex; nucleus; cytoplasm
Molecular function (GO): mRNA binding
Source: RefSeq, a predicted model, not a curated record